GGGUCCCACACCCCUACAGCACGUAGGAGGAAAGCUGUUCUGCUAACACCAGCAGUUGUCACGGGAGGACAUGGCCAGGAUCUGGAAGAUCUCACCUCACCACUUAUCAAAGUCUCUCUCCACAGCACAGCAGCGUCACUCCCCGGCCCAGGCACCCAGCCCUGAGCCAUGGCACUGCUCACCCACCUUCUGGCCUGUGCCUUCGGCAUGGGCUCCUGGGUGGCCAUCAACGGGCUGUGGGUGGAGGUGCCACUGCUGGUGACGGUGCUGCCAGAGCAGUGGUACCUCCCCUCCUACAUCACCAUCAUCAUCCAGAUGGCCAACGUGGGACCACUCUUUGUCACCCUCAUGAAUCGCUUUCGGCCUGGCUUGCUGAAGGAGGUGGCUGUUAUCUAUGCCAUCGUGUCCGUGGGUGUCAUGGCCUGCUUGCUCCUGGCUUUCCUCUGGAACCACACAUCCCUCAUUGCUGGGACAUCUCACAGCAUCGCCUUCCUAAUCCUUACUUUCUUCCUGGCCCUGGUGGACUGCACCUCCUCUGUCACCUUCCUGCCCUUCAUGAUGCAGCUGCAGCCCCAGUACACGAACACCUUCUUCAUAGGUGAAGGGCUCAGUGGUCUGAUCCCUGCUCUCAUUGCCCUGGGCCAGGGCUCUGGUGUCUCCAGCUGCACCAAUGUCAGCUACGAGGUCAACAUCACCACUGGCAACGAGACUGUGGAGGGCACCAUCUUUCAGCUGGAGACCCAAUACCUCCCACCCAACUUCUCCACCCUCAUCUUUUUCCUGCUUAUGACUGCAAUGAUGCUGACCUGCUUGCUGGCCUUCUUCUUCCUCACCCGACAGCCCAAGGUGUGGGAGCUCUCUCAGCAGCACCUCUUUCCCAGCAACAUUGUGCUGAACUCAUUUGACCGGAUCCUUGAUGAGGGAGCUGACUCGCAGCUGAGCAGAGGCUGCUCAUGCCCAAAGGAUCCCAAGGUACCUGGGGACAUCCUGCCACAGAAGGUCUCCUACUCCUUUGCCCAGCUCACCCUCAUCUACCUCCUCGUCACCUGGGUGAGUGCCUUGACCAACGGGGCCCUGCCAUCUGUGCAGUCCUACUCCUGCCUGCCCUACGGACACACCACCUACCACCUGGCAACCACACUUAGCUCCAUGGCCAACCCCCUCGCCUGCAUCGUGGCCAUGUUCCUGCCCAGCAGAUCCCUGACCCUGAUGGUCAUCCUCACCGUGGCAGGGACAGGCUUUGGUGCCUACAACAUGGCCAUUGCAGUGAUGAGUCCCUGCCCACUCCUCCAGCAGUCCCAAUGGGGCGAUGUCAUCAUUGUCCUCUCCUGGGUGCUGUUCACCGGGACACUCUCCUACAUGAAGGUGAUGGCCGGGGUGAUCCUGCGGAGCUGCAGCCACAGUGCACUGGUGUGGUACGGGGCACUAGAGCAGCUGGGCUCCCUCCUCGGGGCACUGCUCAUGUUCCCCCUUGUCAACGUCUACAGCCUUUUCAAAUCUGCUGACUACUGCAGCCUGCAGUGCCCAGCAUGAACUCCCAAAAAUCAGGAGGGCUGGCUGGCUGGGAAG
Sturnus vulgaris (Common starling) is the source of this 1569-nucleotide messenger RNA. RefSeq names its product solute carrier family 52 member 3 (gene SLC52A3). Gene Ontology annotation, cellular component: plasma membrane. Gene Ontology annotation, molecular function: riboflavin transmembrane transporter activity. Gene Ontology annotation, biological process: riboflavin transport. Lineage: Eukaryota; Metazoa; Chordata; Aves; Passeriformes; Sturnidae. The record is from RefSeq and is a predicted model, not a curated record.